AUGGCCUAUAAUGCGAUCUACGGUCAGCCAUUGUUGAACGCAGUUGGAGCCAUCCGCUAUACCUAUCACCAGGUCAUGAAAUUCCCAACUAGCAGGGGAGUUGGGUGUGUGCGAGAGGACCAGCAAGCAUCCAGGAAAUGUUAUGUUGACAGUAUAUCAGUUAAGGGAACACCACCGAUCAUGAUGCUCGAGGUUGAACCUCCGAAGGGACGGAUCAAACCACUCGACAUGAUUGAAAGGAUCUCCAUAUCAAAAGGAUGGAGUUUAGCAUUGGGGACGCAUCGCCUUGGCGUCCUCCCUGGAGCUAAACCAGUGAAGCAAAAGAAAAUGAACCUCACAUCCGAAAGGCAGAAAGUAGCAAAAACAGAGGUGAAAAAGCUACUACUAGUUGGUUUCAUUCGGGAAGUGCAGUAUCCCGAGUGGCUGGCCAAGAUCGUGCUAGUAAAGAAGUCUAACGGGAAAUGGCGCAUGUGUGUAGAUUAUAUCGGGCUAAAUAAAGCAUGCCCGAAAGACUCAUACCCACUUUCCCGAAUAGAUCACCUGGUCGACGCCACAUCAGGUCAUGAAAGGUUCAGCUUUCUGGAUGCAUUUUCCGGGAUUGAGGUAAACCCUGACAAGAUACAGGUUAUACUGGAAAUGAAGAGCCCACUAGUAAAAAGAGGUUCAGCGGCUGACAGGGCGCGUGGCGGCCCUUACUCGCUUUAUGAGUCGGGCGGCGGAUAA
Olea europaea var. sylvestris is the source of this 723-nucleotide messenger RNA. RefSeq lists its product as uncharacterized. Lineage: Eukaryota; Viridiplantae; Streptophyta; Magnoliopsida; Lamiales; Oleaceae. The record is from RefSeq and is a predicted model, not a curated record. The transcript is spliced from 3 exons. The coding region runs from base 1 to 723 and encodes 240 amino acids.